Molecule: messenger RNA, 1710 nt
Organism: Musca domestica (house fly)
Lineage: Eukaryota; Metazoa; Arthropoda; Insecta; Diptera; Muscidae
Gene: Ir7d
Exons: 4
Coding region: 1-1710 (569 amino acids)
Source: RefSeq, a predicted model, not a curated record
AUGAAUUACUUGCAAUUCAUGUUGAUUAUUGUCAUUCAGGUUGGCAAAGGAUGUGAAAGCCAACCCGAUUUCCAACUGUUAAGUGCUGUUAUACAAAAUAUUGUUAUUGGUGCCUUGGAGCCUAAUGCCAUAACUCUGGAAAUUAUUACCAAUUAUUCGAACAGUGAAAAUCAAAAAUUAAAUACGGAUCUCGUUGAGGAGAUUUUAAAUAUUAAUACCAAAACUGAGAAGCCCAUACCAAUCAUCUUAAAUCCUCCGUGGGAUUCAUUGAUGGAUGAUCGCUUGAAAGUUAGACUACUGAUGGUUCAGCGAGCUGAGGACGUACGCUUGGAUUUGGAUGGAUCAGUAAAGUAUUACAGAUCAUUGAAAUCUGUACUCACUACAACUCCAAAAUAUGUUGUUAUUUUCACAAGCUAUCAAUUCAACGAAAUGGAACGGAUAUUUCAACUUCUAUUCGAUGCCUAUAUUUUGGAUGUAAUAAUUGUAAUGCCUCAUACCAAUCAAGUGCAGAUAUUCACAUAUUUUCCUUAUCACUCGAACCGAGGGUGUUCCAAUGUGCUGCCUGUAUUGGUAUAUACUACUGACGGUUUUGAAAAACAGCAGCCAAUAACGUAUGACACAAUUUUCCCCAGGAAGACUUUAAAUUUCCACCAGUGUCCAAUACGGGUGGUAGUAUGGAACACACCCCCAUACAUAGAUAUUAUAGGAGAUCCAACUGGCACAGUAUCACUGCAAGGAUUCGAUGCAUCUAUCCUGGAUAUCUUAUCGAAAGAAUUGAACUUCUCAGUAGAAGUGGUACCCAACGAUCCACCGAAAAUCAUAUCCGGAGUUGUUUAUCCCAAUGGCACAGCAGCGGGUGUCUUUAAAAUGCUACAACAACAACGCCUCAAUCUCACAAUCGGUUGGAUUUCAUGCAUGUUGAAUCGUUUAGAAGUCUCCACGGGAUCAAAUGCCUAUUUCACAGAUCAUUACGUCAUCAUUCUCAAAAAUAACAUUAUGGUGACGCCCAAUGAAUUGCUUCUGAGACCCUUCACCAAAUCCACCUGGCGUGUAUUGAUUUGUGUUGCUAUCGUUAAGAUAGCUCUGCUACGGAUGAUACGCAAACAUAAAAUUAAAUUCCAUUCAAUUUUACUUCUUGCCUGGCUAUAUUUCCUUUUCUUCUUUCGUGUUGGAUAUGAAGGUGUAAUGAAUCAUGUAAUAACUCAUCCACCGUACCAACCAUUGCCUCAGACUAUCGAAGAAUUCAUCGAGCAGAAUUUCACCCUAUUCGCCGAUGAUUCGACGAAUCGUAUUUUAGAUUUUAUACCCCACCUAAAAGAGAUAUCUCAUGUCAUACAUUGUAAUCCAUUGGAGUUGUUGGAACAGCUGGAUUCAUUGCCACCGAAAUUCGGUAUAAUCUCAACAGAGGCCUACAUUGGCCACUUCAUGAAAAUGCACAUGGAAAAUCGCAGCGACUAUUCCAUUUUGGAAGAGAUAAUAUUAACGGGAGUGAAUUGUAUAUACUAUCCGAGGGGCUCAUUUCUAGCACCUGUGGUUGAUGAUAUCUUGGAUUGGCUAAGCAAUUCGGGAAUUCGUGAUAAGUUGGUCAAGGAAAUUGGCAUGGAAAAUGUUCCGCAUAGUACAGCAGUUUUAAGACAAUUUGUCUAUGGCGGUAAACAUUUUAAAUUGAAUUUCAAUUUUCUGCAAAUCGUCUUUAAAACUCUGCACUAA